Messenger RNA from Glycine soja, 2155 nucleotides. RefSeq names its product LEAF RUST 10 DISEASE-RESISTANCE LOCUS RECEPTOR-LIKE PROTEIN KINASE-like 2.8. The transcript has 3 exons. Gene Ontology annotation, biological process: protein phosphorylation. Gene Ontology annotation, molecular function: polysaccharide binding; ATP binding; protein kinase activity. The record is from RefSeq and is a predicted model, not a curated record. NCBI's taxonomy places the organism in Eukaryota, Viridiplantae, Streptophyta, Magnoliopsida, Fabales, Fabaceae. The coding region runs from base 52 to 1890 and encodes 612 amino acids.
UUCCAAAGAACUUCUUGUAAAACUCCAUUAUGUAUCAGGUGAGAGGAGUGGAUGUCAAUACUCAAUAAUCAUAUCCCCAUGCUCCUUACGUCCCUACGCACCAUCUCUUGGUUAUUGUUAACCACUUUGCCUCAGUCUCAGUCUCAAACACCCGCUGAUCACAGUUUUUCUGUUUGUAAUGAGCAGUCAUACAACUGCGGAACAUUGUCCAACAUCUCCUAUCCUUUCUGGGGACUCAACCGAUCCCGUCAAUGUGGCCGCGGUGGUGACGCAUUCAAGCUCACAUGCCAUGAUGAUAAGACUACUUCAAUCCGAAUUGCCACUCAAAAUUUCACAGUGAAGGACAUCAACAUCACCGCUCAAACCAUGAUAUUGGUGCGAGCAGACCUUGCCCUCAACGUUUGUUCUCCACAAUUUGGGGACACUUAUUUGAGUCCUAGUCUGUUCCAGUAUGGUUCAUCCGUGUACAACAUCACCAUAUUCUACAAUUGCUCCUCCACAUCCAAUAUAGAUACCAGUCUUGCGGCAUUCAAGUGCGGAUAUGAGAAUACUCUCUUUACUGAUGGUGUAGAAUAUGAGCUGUUGAGAACAUUUCCAUGGCUUGAGAGAUGCGGGCGACAAGUCCAAGUGCCGCUAGAUGUUGUUUAUGAUAGUAACGGUGGGCGUGAUUUUCUGAAACAAGCUUUCACUAGCGGCUUUCUGGUCAACUAUACUGUUCUCAACACUGUUACUGUUGACAAUAGUAAAGUUAAUUUGACAAGGAAAAUCAUCGUAGCUGUUGGUGUGGUAAUGGGAGGAUUCAUAACAUGCAUCGUAAUAAUUUACUGUUGUAGCUGUAAAUAUAUGUCAUCAACACAAGUAAAAUUUUGGUUGACGGGAAAGAAUGACCUAGAUAUCGAAGCAUUCUUAAAAGAUCGUGGAACUCUAGCACAAAAGAGAUAUAAAUUUUCAGAAGUCAAGAAAAUGACCAACUCCUUCAAAGUUAAACUGGGUGAAGGUGGCUUUGGUGCUGUAUACAAAGGAGAGCUACUCAGUGGUUGCCCUGUGGCCGUAAAAAUAUUAAAUUCAUCUAAAGGAAAUGGUGAAGGCUUUAUCAAUGAGGUUUCUAGCAUUAGUAGAACUGCUCAUGUUAAUGUUGUCACACUUUUUGGAUUCUGCUUGGAAGGCAGCAAGAAAGCUCUCAUCUAUGAAUUUAUGCAUAAUGGUUCCCUUGACAAGUUUAUUUACAACAAGGGACUUGAAGCUACUGCAUCAUUGAGUUGGGAUAAUUUGUGGCAAAUUUCCUUAGGGAUAGCCCGAGGACUAGAGUAUUUGCAUAGGGGAUGCAACACUCGUAUCUUACAUUUUGAUAUAAAACCACAUAACAUUCUUCUGGACGAGAACUUUUGCCCCAAGAUAUCAGAUUUUGGGCUUGCAAAGCUUUGUCCUAGGAAAGAGAGCAUUAUUUCCAUGUCAUAUGCUAGAGGGACAGUAGGAUAUGUUGCUCCAGAAGUGUGCAACAAACACUUUGGUGGAAUUUCACACAAAUCUGAUGUCUACAGCUAUGGAAUGAUGCUGCUUGAAAUGGUGGGAGUGAAGAAGAAUAUUAAUGCAGAAGUCAGUCAGACAAGUGAGUACUUCCCAGAUUGGAUAUAUAGCAGGCUAGAGCAGGGUGGAGAUUUGACAACUGAUGGGGAGAUAGCCACAGAAGAAAAAGAGAUGGCAAGGAGAAUGACUAUAGUGGGCUUAUGGUGUGUUCAAACAAUUCCACAAGAUAGACCUACAAUGAGUAGAGUAAUAGAUAUGCUAGAAGGCAGCAUGAAUUCCCUAGAAAUGCCUCCAAAACCUGUUCUUUCUUCUCCAGCUAGAUCGGUGCCAGAAUUUACCACUAGUUCUUUGCAAUCUGGGUAGAUCUUUCAAGUUAUUUUGUAAAACAGACCACUCAACAUGAUUAUGUUGUACUUUUAAUUCAUUUUGAAACAAAGUGGACGCCGUACAUGUGCAAACAAAUUGAAUUCAAAUGCUAGACCAAACUGUGUGUUAUGCAUACUGCUAUGUAAGUAAGAGUCAGGGUCAAAUAUAAUUGUUGCUGUAAGUGAGACGAAAGUUGUUGACUCUCAUGAAAUCAAUUACAAAGGAUGGACAAGUGGCAAAUGUGUCUUCCUUUUUCUUGAUA